Molecule: messenger RNA, 915 nt
Organism: Solanum tuberosum (potato)
Lineage: Eukaryota; Viridiplantae; Streptophyta; Magnoliopsida; Solanales; Solanaceae
Exons: 2
Coding region: 316-831 (171 amino acids)
Source: RefSeq, a predicted model, not a curated record
CCAAUUUUAAUUUAUUCUCUAGGAAUCAAUAAAAGUGUUUAAAUUUGUUCUAUUUGUGAUGGAGAAUUUUCCAACUGUCAUAGAUGUAGAUGGAGAAUGGAGUUCAAUCAAAGUUAGAAUAUAUUCCUUGAUCAACCACUUUACCAAUAAGCCUCUUUAUUGGUCUUACAACUCGAAAUUUUUUAGGAACAAUUGACACAUAACAAUCUGUUUGCAUACAGAUACAAGUUACAAGUACUACUCUUAUCUUCCUACGCGACACUAGUUUGGUUCGCGGUUGAUGUGGUUGCUCCCCUACUCAUAUUGUCGGGAAUCAUGCAGAAAUCGUUCGCUCAAAAUCUUGUAAAACUAUCAUCACUGCCAGUAAUUCUUGUUCUCCUCUUCUAUUGUUUGGAUAUGAUGGUUUCAGCUAGAGGCUCUCAUGUGACUAAUCCUGGUAUUGAGUCCGAUGACGAUGAUUUGAAGCAAGAUGAGACAUCAUUGACAGUAUCCACGAGGAAACGAUUAGAGCCCCUGCAUCGCGAUACAGAAUACAGACUAGUAACAGCAUCUCAGGAGCUGGAAAUGGAAUUAGCAGCUAAUAAUUAUAAUAAGUCUAAUAAGACAUGGUUAUGGUCGCGACAACAGCAGCCUUUUCAGCUAUGUCUGGCUUGCAAGUGUUGUGUGUCCGCGGUGGAGACAGAGGCAGAGGCAGAGGCAGAGCCCAGCAACUGUACAAGCUUGCCUUGUUGCUUUGUUAUAGACUGCCAACUCCCUAAUAAGCCUUACGGAGUUUGUGCUUUUGUACCUAAGACUUGUAAUUGUACCUCUUGUGCUACUCCUCUGCUCUAAGCCUUAACCAGACGUAUUCAGUAUUUGAAAUUUAUGAUUUUCUUCAACGAUCUCAAGUUAAUACUAUGAUUAUGAUUGGAUUCA